CGACACUCCCGCCCCUCCCCUUUCCCUCGCGCUCAACCCCUCCGCCCAGUCAUUCAUUCAUAUUUGGUCUUCCGGAAGUGUCUCAGGGUCGGGCCAGUCAGUGCCUGCGCGAGCUGACUCGUGGGAUUGAUGCCUUUGAUAAGUGGAGGUCAUGCCAGAAACAUGAAUGGAACUUGGAAACGUGGCAAAAAAAUGAAAAUGGCGCCAUUGACAUGGAUUCUACAAGAUCUUGUGGCUCUGUCAGGCAAUGUUUUAUUGUUCUCUCAGGUUAUAAUAAACUGAGUACUGAAUAUUAUGAUUCCUUCUCUACUGCUAAAUGUACAGAAGUUGCUAUGCGCAAACAGUGUGCAUUGGACAGGAUAGGUGAGGCCAUUCCACAUAUUAAGUGGACUGAUCUCACUGUAACCAAAGAUUGCCAAAUGUCUAAGGGUCAAGAGAGGGACUUAUCAGAUGAGAGAUUCUCAGUGCGGACUGAAUCUAAAGACAGAGUCAACCUUAAUGUGUUUCCACCACAAGAUCACACUGGAGUUGUAAAGGAUUACAAGCCGGCCUCACCAAAUCACGUCUUUAAUUUACACUUAAACCAGACAACUUCACUCGAAAAUAAGAGUGUUGAAAAUGAAGUCAUUACAUUUGAAGAGAACUCAAGGAGCUUACCAGCAAACAUGCUGCUGAUCCCUGAGAUGGUGUGUGAGUCUGUUGGAACUGACGUUUGUGAAGUAACAACCAAAGUUACAAACAUUGCUGACAUCUCAACCAAUGAUUUACCAGAAAUUAAAAUUCAGCGACAAUCUAUUUUGAAGGAAAGUUUUCUACCAUCAGCUGUCACCGUCAACCACACAAACCAGGAGACAUGGACUGAGAAUGAGACACAGGUUGUGACACUUAGUAAGAGGGAGUCAAAAAUGUGGGACAUUGGAGAUGGACGUAAAUGCAGACAUUGCACAAAAAGAAAGUUUAAAAUACUGUAAAGAAUUUAAAACAAAAAUUUUGUGUCAUAGAGAUGUUGAGAUAUUUGAUAUUGGAAGGGCCAUGGCAACUGCAAGUGCGGGAGAUUUUAUGGGACAAAAUGAUGAGGUCGAAGUGUUAGAUUUAAGCCUACCAAAAAAGAAAGAAAAAAUGAAGGAGAUGCAGUGUGAAUGGGUUGUGGACUCUCAAUACGAAGGUUCGCUUCUUAUGGAAGUUGAUGAAAUUGAGGAUGAUCACCAACAUGAGGAGGUGGAGCAAGAGGACUAUUAUGAAAAUGGUUGGAUUCCAUCAGGUGAAGCUCAAACAUAUCUCCCACAGCAUUGGGAUGGACAUCUGUCCCCGAAUUCUCUUAUAGCCAUGUCAACGUUUACUAGUGUACCAAUGACUCCUGAUACACUACUUAUAGAUGAUCAGGGAAUUCCUUACGUGCUCACCCCUGAUGGACAGAAAGUUCCACAGAUUGAUAAUAUAGAAGAUACUGAGGAACUAUCCAAAAAAACAGCUCCAAGCCAAGCUGAAGAUAAUGUCCAGGAUGUCUCAGAAUCCAGACAAAAUGCCCAACCUAACGAACUUGGUCAUGUCUCAGUGGAAGCUUCACAAGUUGUUCCCAACCUUGAGUCAACUACAGCACACUCUGUAGUUCUUGCUAAAUCAUCCUUGUCAUCUGCCGUGUCUGAGUUGGCAUCAGUUCCCAUUCAGAUUAUGGCUAAUACUACUGGGUCAAACACUCCCAUUCUGCUGCUUUCUCCUUCUCAGCUUCAGACACUUUCCUCACCAGCCUUUAAGACUAACCCAGGGCUAAUUACCCUUUCUUUACCAGUUCAGAGUACUCCGACCUCCUCCAUGAUCCUUGUUUUGUCAUCUCCUCAGGUGUCCUCGACUCAGAGUUCGUCCCCAACAGAGCAAUCCCGUACUUCAACUGUUGCACUUCCGUUAGCUGCUUGUCCACUUGACUUGGGAUCUAAAUUAUGUGAACGCCCUUCACCUCUCAGCCUUGACUCUUCCACAGCUGCAGACAUCUCAGGACUGAAUAACACCUCUAAUCUUCCUCUUAGCCCUACCUCAUCGACUGUUUCCACUGGCACUUCUACAGUGAUCCCUACAAGUCCGACCAAGCAACCCUGCACUGAUGCCUACACAAUGCCAACUUCUUUUAGGGAGGCCCUUGUCAGAUUAGCUGUGUCUGCUGAGAAAAAAAGUGAAAGUAUUAAAACGCACUCGGUCGCUACUUCCUCCUCUCUUUCUGAAGAUUCUUCUGCCACUGUCCAUGACAUCAUCACCCACGAGACAGGGACGAACUGUGACGACCAGUAUCCAGCUAUUGAGACUACGUCUGCCUCAGUGGACCAAACCGACACCAUGUCCACCAAUGACUGUUUUCAACUCUCUUCCAGCUCACCCCUUCGUUCAACAUCACCUGAAUUUCCCAUAAAUGACUCAAAAAACCAAGAUACACAAGGAUUAGGUCCACGGCGCAUCCUUUACUGUCAGUACUGUCCGAGGAUCUUCUACUAUCUUUCGGACCUUGAACGACAUUCCAUCACGCACUCCCAAAACAAGCCCCACGUGUGCCAAAUUUGCGGCAAGGCUUUUAAAAGAUCAAGCCAUCUUGAGCGACACAAGCACAUACAUACAGGUCAGAGAAACUUUGUGUGCCAGCUUUGCCCAAGGCGUUUUCGUGAGUCUGGAGAGCUAAUGAGGCACCAGAGAGUACAUACGGGUGAAAAACCUUUUCAGUGCUUAAUAUGCCACAUGCGGUUCGCAGAGCGCAACACGCUGCGGCGUCAUACGAAGCGCAAGCACCAAGGUCAGCAGCAGCAGGCAAUGGACGUGAAUGCAAAGGCAGAAUGUGCAGGGAUUUCACUUGUUGGUAUACAGGAUGAACCGGAGGACAAUGCAGAGUGGUACAUCUCAACGCUACCUGAAAUGGAGACUGACAGUGAUACGGGGGGUGAAUGAGCUGUAUAAGGGCAGACCAAAUAGGUGUAUGAGAUUUUCAGGAAUAGCAUUGCUGUAAAUAUGUUUUAUUUAAUCUGUAUUGUUAUAACUAUUU
Misgurnus anguillicaudatus (oriental weatherfish) is the source of this 3022-nucleotide messenger RNA. The record is from RefSeq and is a predicted model, not a curated record. Lineage: Eukaryota; Metazoa; Chordata; Actinopteri; Cypriniformes; Cobitidae.